This is a messenger RNA of Gekko japonicus, 2059 nucleotides long. It is a transcript of the gene HEXA, whose product is annotated as hexosaminidase A (alpha polypeptide). Gene Ontology annotation, biological process: carbohydrate metabolic process; glycosaminoglycan metabolic process; ganglioside catabolic process. Gene Ontology annotation, cellular component: membrane. The record is from RefSeq and is a predicted model, not a curated record. The transcript has 14 exons. The coding region runs from base 177 to 1739 and encodes 520 amino acids. Gene Ontology annotation, molecular function: beta-N-acetylhexosaminidase activity. NCBI's taxonomy places the organism in Eukaryota, Metazoa, Chordata, Lepidosauria, Squamata, Gekkonidae.
GAAGCCGAUUUGGGUCCCAGACGGGGCGGCGAAGCGUUCCCGGCCCUGCCAGCCGCUCUUACGCGUCUUGGGGGCUUCCCACCUGACGCGAGUCGGUGUGCAUUGUCACGCUGCCGCCCGUCACAUGAUCCGUGCGCCCGCAGGGAAGAGAAGCGGCGAGCCGCCCUGCAGCCAGCAUGGCCCGCCUGCCCGCCGCCGUCCUCGUCCUGCUGGCCGCCGGAUCCGCGGCCGCGGUGUGGCCGCAGCCCCAGUACGUGAGCGAGGGCGCGGGGGGCGGCUGCCGUUUGAGCGCCGCCCGGUUCCGCUUCGCCUAUGCCGACCGCUCGGCGGUGGCGCCCGGCUGCGAGGUGCUGGAUCAGGCGUUCCGCCGCUACUGGGAGCUCCUUUUCCUUGCUGGAGGGAAUGGCAAGUCUGAGGAUUCCCCGUGCAACGUGCUGAGCGUCAACGUCACCAAGCCGGGGUGCGAUGGCUUCCCUGCGCUGGACUCCUCCGAGAAUUACCAGCUGACAAUUUCAGACCAGCUGAUGCUUCUGACUGCAGACACCGUCUGGGGUGCUCUUCGAGGGUUGGAGACCUUCAGCCAGCUUGCCUGGAAGGACGACAAUGGGAUGUUCUCCAUCAACAAAACCGAUGUGGUCGACUUCCCCCGCUUCCCUCACCGGGGUCUGCUACUUGACACAUCUCGUCACUACUUGCCUCUGAAAGCCAUUCUGGAAACACUGGAUGCCAUGGCUUACACCAAGCUCAAUGUGUUUCACUGGCACAUUGUGGACGAUCCUUCCUUCCCAUAUCAGAGCGUCAAGUUCCCGGAUCUCAGCCAGAAGGGGGCCUACAACCCUUUCACCCACGUGUACACUGCCAGUGAUGUGAAGAUGGUGAUCGAAUAUGCCCGGCUGCGUGGGAUCAGGGUGAUUCCAGAGUUCGACACUCCUGGCCACACCCGCUCCUGGGGGCCAGGUGCCCCAAGGUUGUUGACUCCCUGCUAUGCGGGCUCCAAGCCCUCUGGAGCCUACGGACCGGUCAAUCCCGUCCUAAACACCACUUACCAGUUCAUGUUGGAGUUCUUUGCCGAAGUCAGUGCCGUGUUCCCAGACUUCUACGUUCACCUGGGCGGAGACGAGGUUGACUUCACUUGCUGGAAAUCCAAUCCAGACAUCCAGACAUUCAUGAAGAAGAUGGGGUUUGGCCAAGACUACUCUAAGCUGGAAUCCUUUUACAUCCAAAAGCUUUUGGAUAUUGUCUCGUCUUAUGGGAAAGGCUACGUGGUGUGGCAGGAGGUGUUUGAUAACGCAGUGAAGGUGAAGCCCGACACCAUCAUACACGUAUGGAAGCAGGACAACGGGCACUAUCCGAACGAGACAGCACGUGUCACCAAAGCCGGCUACCGGGCCCUGUUAUCUGCCCCUUGGUAUCUUAACUAUAUCUCCUACGGGCAGGACUGGCUAGGGAUUUACCUGGUGGAGCCCCUGGCAUUCAAAGGCAGUUCGGCGCAGAAAGAUCUGGUGAUCGGCGGCGAGGCUUGUAUGUGGGGUGAAUACGUGGAUGUCACAAACUUGAGCCCAAGACUCUGGCCUAGAGCUGGCGCUGUAGCAGAGCGGUUAUGGAGCAACAAGACCGUCCGAAACACGCGCGAUGCUUAUAGGAGGCUGGCGGACUUUCGAUGUACGCUGCUGAGGCGAGGGAUCCGGGCAGAGCCCCUCUUCACAGGAUAUUGUGAACAUGAAUAUGGCAGCGUUUGAUGGCUGCCGUCUGCUCAGGGGCCACUGCGAACUGACUGUCUCUCUGGGAAAGCAGGACUGACUUCCUUUUCAAUCAACGUGAUGCAGCAAAGGGAAAUCCAUCCAUCGUGGCUCAUGGAUAACUGAAUUUCCCCCCCAACAAGCACCACGCUCCCCUGUUUUCUAAAUAAAUAACGUGGCCCAGUGGACUCUGAUGAAGACAGUGCCUUCCUGUUUAUCACAGUUCUAUGUCCCGGCAGCUGUAUUAAAGGGAUCAAGGUAAUGACUAGGGCUGCCAAUCUCUGGGUGAGGUCUGGAGAUCUAGAAUUACGGCCGAUCUC